AUGCAACAGGACCUGCUGGGGAGUCCGCAUCGCCAGCACCUGAACGGGGCCAACGGCAACGGCGCAAUGAACGGCGCGGCGCUGCGGCGCGUGCUGCCACGGGGCCGCAGGCCGCACGUGUGCGUCGUGGGCGCCGGUGUCAGUGGUCUGCGCUGCGCCGACGUCCUCCUGCAGGCCGGCAUGCGCGUCACGAUUCUGGAAGCGAGGAACCGGUACGGCGGGCGCCUCUGCCAAGCCUUGCACCAGGGCCACCUUGUUGACCUUGGCCCAAACUGGAUACAUGGCACGGAAGAUAAUCCGAUUCUGGAUUUGGCAAAAGAGACGGGCACCAUCACUCACGCCUGGGACGGCCGCCAGUGUGUUUAUAAUCAGCAGGGAGAACAACUUUCAGAACAAGUAGCAGCUGAAGCGGAAGAGACGAUAUGGAGCAUAAUCGGAGAUGCCAUGGCCUACAGCAGAGAGCACAGUGCCUCAAUUCCUGCCAGCAAAAGCUUGCUGGAUUACAUAAAAGAGAAAACACAAGGCAUGUACCUGAACGAAAAGUCGGAUGAGAAGAGACGAGAGCUGUUGCACCGGGUCGCGGAGAUGUGGGGCGCGUUUGUGGGCAGUCCCGUGGAAAGUCAGAGCUUGAAGUUUUUCUGGCUCGAGGAGUGCAUCGACGGAGAGAACCUUUUUGUCGCAGGGACGUACAAAAAGAUCCUCGACAAAAUAGCCAAGCCCGCCGUUGAGGGUGCCGAGAUCAAGUACGAGCAGCUGGUGAAGAGGAUAAUAUCAGGAACGAACGAAGAGGACUCAACUGUCAAGGUUGAGCUGGCAGAUGGACAAACGCUGGAGUUUGACGAAGUCGUCAUAACCACUCCGUUAGGCUGGCUGAAGCGCAACAAGGAAGCCUUCGAGCCGCCACUCCCGCAAAGGCUGACCGAAGCCAUCGACAGUAUAGGAUACGGAUGCCUAGACAAAUUCUACGUCGUGUUCCCCACCGCCUUCUGGAAUGAAGCAGCAGCACUGGCACCAGUAUCAAACGGGGCCGAUAUACCCACCAACGCGCGGAACUCGGUCCCCAACACGACAGCCACGACGCAGCCGCUACGGCAGCCCUCUCACGUAGAGUCGCAAAACUACCACUACCCAGGCUUCACGCAAUGGACAGCGCCCACCUACGCGCCGACGACGAACCCCGAGGCCUGGAGCCAAGAAUGUGUGAACAUGGCCGCCCUGCCCGCACCCACCGCGCACCCAACCCUCCUCUUCUACACCUUCGGCGCGACAUCGCAACACCUGGCCAGCCUACUCGCAGACGAGGCCAACCCGCACGCGCCCAGGCCCGCCACCUCGGCCAAGCUGCUCGCCUUCUUCGAGCCCUACUACAGCCGGCUGCCCGGGUACGAAGCGGGCGCGCCAGCGUGCGCGCCGCUGAGCGUGCUGCCGACGGCGUGGGCGAUUGACCCGCUUGCCGGCUACGGCAGCUAUUGCAAUUUCCAGACGGGCGCUGAGCGCGCGGACCAGGACGUCGAGACUUUGAGACAGGGGGUCCCGCACCGCAGGCUCUGGUUUGCUGGCGAGCAUACGGCGAGUUUUUUGGCGUUGGGGACUGUGACGGGCGCGUAUUGGUCUGGGGAGGGAGUCGGGCGGUCGCUGGUUAGGGCGUAUGGAGGGGAGGGGGAGAAGUGA
Messenger RNA from Aplosporella prunicola CBS 121167, 1671 nucleotides. RefSeq lists its product as uncharacterized. Gene Ontology annotation, molecular function: oxidoreductase activity. The coding region runs from base 1 to 1671 and encodes 556 amino acids. The record is from RefSeq and is a predicted model, not a curated record. The transcript is spliced from 4 exons. Lineage: Eukaryota; Fungi; Ascomycota; Dothideomycetes; Botryosphaeriales; Aplosporellaceae.